Messenger RNA from Peromyscus eremicus (cactus mouse), 1644 nucleotides. It is a transcript of the gene Ssr1, whose product is annotated as signal sequence receptor subunit 1. Gene Ontology annotation, cellular component: endoplasmic reticulum; endoplasmic reticulum membrane. The record is from RefSeq and is a predicted model, not a curated record. The coding region runs from base 105 to 965 and encodes 286 amino acids. NCBI's taxonomy places the organism in Eukaryota, Metazoa, Chordata, Mammalia, Rodentia, Cricetidae. The transcript has 8 exons.
CGUGCCCCGCCCCUCCUGCGGAGCCCGGAUGAAGUGUAACGCCAUUACCGCCCGAGCCGCCGAGAGCCCUAGCGGACUCGCAGUGGACGCUGACCGGCCGCACCAUGAGACUCCUCCCCCGCCUGCUGCUGCUGUUCCUGCUGGCCUUCCCCGCCGCCGUGCUGCUCCGCGGCGGCCCCGGAGGGUCAUUAGCAGUGGCUCAAGAUCUUACAGAAGAUGAAGAAACAGUGGAAGAUUCGAUAAUUGAAGAUGAAGAUGAUGAAGCUGAGGUAGAGGAAGAUGAACCCACAGAUUUGGCAGAAGAUAAAGAAGAAGAAGAUGUAUCUGGUGAACCGGAAGCUUCACCGAGUGCAGACACAACUAUCUUAUUUGUAAAAGGAGAAGAUUUUCCAGCAAACAACAUCGUGAAGUUCCUGGUAGGCUUUACAAACAAGGGGACAGAAGAUUUUAUUGUUGAAUCGCUAGAUGCCUCAUUUCGUUAUCCUCAGGACUACCAGUUUUACAUCCAGAAUUUCACAGCUCUUCCUCUGAACACUGUAGUACCACCCCAGAGACAGGCGACUUUUGAGUAUUCCUUCAUUCCUGCAGAGCCCAUGGGGGGACGGCCUUUUGGUCUGGUCAUCAAUCUGAACUACAAAGAUUUGAACGGCAAUGUAUUCCAAGAUGCUGUCUUCAAUCAGACAGUUACAGUGAUUGAGAGAGAGGACGGGUUAGAUGGAGAAACAAUUUUUAUGUAUAUGUUCCUUGCUGGUCUUGGGCUUCUGGUUGUUGUUGGCCUUCAUCAGCUUCUAGAAUCUAGAAAGCGCAAGAGACCCAUACAGAAAGUAGAAAUGGGCACGUCAAGUCAAAAUGAUGUUGACAUGAGCUGGAUUCCUCAGGAAACUUUGAAUCAGAUCAAUAAAGCUUCUCCAAGAAGGCUGCCCAGGAAGCGGGCACAGAAGAGAUCGGUGGGAUCUGAUGAGUAAAUGUUCUUUGUGCAACAAUUCAGUCUGUGCUUCCCCUGCCCUAAUGUUUUUCGGCCUGAUGGGAAUUAGUGCAGAGAAGCCAUAUCACCAUAGAAGGCAACUACUGCUUAUGUGUGGACUGAGCAAUCAGAGUCUGUGGCGAUAAUAUUGUGAAAAUGCACUGCAUUCAUUUUUCUAAAGUAACAAAUUUGGUUUUUUUGUUUUUGUUUUUUAAACAUUAAACUGUGUGGGUGUGAAUGUCUGAGCAGUUGUCUUACCAGAAUCAUUGUUAAACUACCUGAACCACGCCUUUAGAAUACUCAGCAAAACGCUGGUGCCGCUUCCCUUGUGGUAUUUUCUGAGUUUUGCCCCCAAGCUCAAUUAAUAUUUGUGGCCAGUGUGGUUUUAGAUGUUCUGCCAUGGAUCAUUUUGAGGAAAUAAUUUGUUUAUUUCUUGGAAUUGAUCAAAUCCAAGCUGACAGGCACAAACAGGCCUUUUGCUUGCUACAGCUUGUAUUCUAAAGGCACAAGCAAGAGUGACUGCUCCCUGAGCAGCAGAGGCAUGCUGGGUAUCUGCUGCUGUUUACUGUGUGCACACCUUCAGGAACUCACCAGUGGAGUCAAGGAAUUUUGGAAUCUCUAGCAACAAAAUUGUGAAACCUGACAGUUCUAUUGAUGUUGGUAUAUAAAUCCUAAUUUUA